This is a messenger RNA of Chionomys nivalis (European snow vole), 3191 nucleotides long. RefSeq names its product serine palmitoyltransferase long chain base subunit 3 (gene Sptlc3). Gene Ontology annotation, molecular function: pyridoxal phosphate binding; serine C-palmitoyltransferase activity. Gene Ontology annotation, cellular component: serine palmitoyltransferase complex. NCBI's taxonomy places the organism in Eukaryota, Metazoa, Chordata, Mammalia, Rodentia, Cricetidae. The transcript is spliced from 12 exons. Bases 8 to 1699 code for a protein of 563 amino acids. Gene Ontology annotation, biological process: sphingosine biosynthetic process; ceramide biosynthetic process. The record is from RefSeq and is a predicted model, not a curated record.
CCCACCAAUGGCCAAUCCUAGAGGUACUGCUGUUACUAAUGGGACUUUCCACAGCCCCAAGACUCAGCACAGCAAAUGGCAAAGCACUGACGGUGUGAAAAACGGAAUCCCAAAAGAAGCCCAGCAAAAUAGGAAGCCACGUUUUUCUGAUAAGCCCAUCUUUGAGUCCUACCCGGAACCACCACUUUAUGUCUUGGUUUUGACUUACAUGGGAUAUGGAAUUGGAACCUUAUUUGGCUAUCUCAGAGACUUUAUGAGAAGCUGGGGAAUAGAAAAAUGCAACGCAGCUGUAGAGCGAGAAGAACAAAAAGAUUUUGUGCCGUUGUAUCAGGACUUUGAGAAUUUUUAUAAAAGGAACCUUUACAUGAGAAUCAGAGACAGCUGGAAUCAGACGGUUUGCAGUGUCCCAGGGCCCCACAUUGACAUAAUGGAGAAAGUGUCUGAUGACUAUAACUGGACAUUCAGACACACUGGAAAAGUUAUUAAAGAUGUUAUCAACAUGGGCUCCUACAACUAUCUUGGGCUUGCAGUCAAAUACGAUGAGUCAAUGAAGACGGUAAAGGAUACUUUAGAAAAGUAUGGUGUAGGUGUAGCCAGCACCAGACAUGAAAUGGGCACCUUGGAUAAGCACAAGGAACUGGAGGAGCUCAUGGCUAAGUUCUUGAAUGUAGAAGCAGUGAUGACCUUUGGGAUGGGAUUUGCAACCAACGCAAUGAAUAUCCCUAUACUUGUUGGAAAGGGAUGCCUCAUUUUAAGUGAUGAGUUAAACCACACAUCUAUCAUCCUGGGGGCUCGACUCUCAGGUGCAACCAUAAGACCCUUCAAACACAACAAUGUACAGAGCCUAGAGAAGCUCCUGAGAGAAUCCAUCAUCAGUGGCCAGCCUCGCACAGGCCGAGCAUGGAAGAAGAUCCUCAUUCUCGUAGAGGGCAUUUACAGCAUGGAAGGUUCCAUUGUGAAUCUGCCUCAGAUAGUGGCUCUAAAGAAGAAAUACAAGGCUUACCUCUACGUCGAUGAAGCUCACAGUAUUGGUGCUACGGGCCCCAAUGGCCAAGGUGUCAGAGACUUCUUUGGACUGGCCCCUGAAGAUGUGGACGUAUACAUGGGGACAUUCACCAAAAGCUUUGCGGCCUCGGGAGGCUAUAUAGCUGGGAAAAAGGAACUUGUGGAUUAUGUUCGGGUUCAUUCGCAUAGCGCUACUUACGCAACAUCCAUGAGUCCUGUCAUAGCAGAGCAAAUCAUCAGAUCCUUGAAGAUUAUUAUGGGAGAAGAUGAGAACCACGGAGGUCUGCAGAGAAUACAGCAACUUACAAGAAACAUAAAAUACUUCCGACAGCGGCUGAUAGACAUGGGAUUCAUCAUCUACGGCGAUGACCACUCUCCCAUUAUCCCUGUGCUCCUGUACAUGCCUGCUAAAGUAUCUGCUUUUGGAAGACAUUUGCUUAAGAAAAAAAUCGGGGUGGUGGUUGUUGGUUUUCCAGCCACUGCCCUGGCAGAAGGUCGGGCACGGUUCUGCCUUUCGUCAGCACAUACUCGGGAGAUGUUAGAUAAAGUUUUGGAAGUCGUUGAUAAACUCGGCGACCUCCUGAAUGUGAAGUAUUUCCCAUACAAGAAGUCUGGUUACCCUGCACUCUACAAUGAGAAGAGUUUUGACAAAGAAGCAAGCUUUGAUGAGAUGAGCAUUGAGCCUGAAGCCUAGGUUUCCCAGUUCUGAGUGAGAAGGAAAGACUGCCAGAAGACCUCCUUCCCCCUGUGUCUCACAAGUAGCAUGACUGCAUUUUACCUCUUCUCCAGGGCGGUUUUAUUUUCCAACGCAGCUUAAUCGAGUGAGGGAAAUCGUCAUUUCUUUAAUGUCUCUAACCCACUGCAACACAAUCAAAAACAUAUAAUUCUAGAUUUACAUUUUCCCUCUCCUCCGCCAGAAACACGUAAAGCAUGCUUUUCUUAGAGUGUGCUUUCAUGGCAAGGAGCCUGUGUUUUAGCUGCUACUCUCCAGCUUUUGAGACAGAUUCCUUCAAGGGCUCCAACUAAACGAAAGGAUUUUGAUUUUUACCUGGGUAAUCUCGCUGUGUGUUCAAGUAUGCCAUCUGCACACACGAGAAAGAGUGACAGAGAGGAGCUGAGUCUCGUGUUCCACCCUUAACAGUACCAGGAACAGUCCCUACGUGUCAUGGGAAGUUCCAGGAAGGACAUAAGGCAAUGCUGCAUCUACUGUUUGCCACAUUUCGACUUUAUCCAAGGACAGGUAUCAAAAGACAUAAUUAAUGCUUAGGAGAGAAUGUAAAGCGGUCCAGUAGUGAGCAGAGACGCCUUUGAAGUGAAUCUGUUUUUGCCUGUUGGUGCUCUCGUACAAUUUUGCUGUUAAGCUUUUGAGAACUGGGAAGUUCGUGACUCAUUUUCUAAAGAGGAAGAAGGAAAGCAAGCACAAGUCAGCGUUGAACCUAGACUAACACUGUAAAAUUCAAACAACCCAAAUGAUGCUGGAUGCUGGUGCCAUGAAGAGUGAGUUUCGCUUGUUUGGCCUUAAUAACUUCCUAUUUUUCUAUCGAAUUCUGAGUACCUAGUGAAAUUCAAUUCCCUUUAAAAACUCAUUUCCAAAUGGACUGGUUAAACAAAGUAUUCACAAGCGAGUUUCCUCUGUCUCUUUCAAGGCUGUGUAUCUGUAGAUACAGGUCCAGGAAAUAAUAUCCCCUAUGGCACGUCUACUCAGGUUUGCUGAGAAGUGGUAUUGCAUACUUCGGUGCACCUCUGGUUCUUUCCCCCCUCAUACACACAAAACGGUAUGAGCAUCUCUGAAAAAUUAGUCCUCUGCUAAUUGGUUCUAGUUGGUAUGGAAAAAAGCCAGUGGAAAACCUUAUCUUUAACAAGCUCCCAGAUGGUGCCCAGACUUGGAAACUCCAAAGCGCAGAGUUGACCUUUUAGCCAAGCUUCUGUAGCAGUUCGAAUGAGUUACAGAACAUUCCACUCCAUCAAAUGACACUGUAAACAAAUCACUUCAAAAGAGCUUUGGCUCUGUGUGACACAGAUGGGCCCAAGCUUUCAUGCUGUGCAUGGAGACAGAAAUUCAACCUGCAACACCAAUGCUGGUUGGGGCAACAAUGAUGCUUAAAGAUCGUUCAAAAACAAAAUGAUACUCAUGCAAAGCUUUUUAAAAAGUAUAGCCCCCCUGGCGGAUUAUAAGGGUUUUUUUG